UUGACUUGUUGAAGACUUAUAACAGGCUAAAUGGCUGAUCACUCAUGCAUUCUUCAUAGGUUCUUCAGUCAUGAAGAUAUGUAGUUUCUUCUUUGCUUAUUUUUUAACUCUAAUAUUAUCUUGCUACUCACCCACUGCUCAAUUUAAUCCUACAGCAAAUCCUUCCGCUACAGCAAAUCUUUCCACUACAUGGACCACCCAAUACUCCCUUGACCAACCCGUACCCAUACUCCUUACAGAAACCAAGUGAAUUCCCUAAGCAAUAUGAAGUUGUUUGGUCAGCCAACAGAAACAGCCCGGUCGGCGACUGAAUUUCACUGCAGCUGGAGAAUUGGUCCUAACGGAUAUAGAUGGAAGCAUAGCUUGGACCGCUAACACUGCAGGAAAAUCCGUUGCUGGAAUGAACCUAACUGAUACCGGAAAUCUGGUGUUAUUCGAUGUCCAGAACUUGAUAGUUUGGCAAUCCUUUGAUCACCCAACAGACUGUUUGUUACUUGGCCAGCUGCUAUAUCAAGUAGGUCUGGCUAUCUAAAUGACAAUGAUACACAUAAAGGAAAAAGAUAUGUGAGGUUCUUGCCUUGGAAGUUGUCAUUAUUCAUUCAUUCUUCGGAGCCAAAUGAUCCUGAUGAUGUUAUUAUCAUACCGUAUAAAGAAUCAGCAGCUCAGUAUAUGAAACUGAUGCCAGACGGGCAUUUGCAUGGGAACCUAUUUCUGUAAAGUGGGAAGUGGUAACCGAUCUUACUGCACAAUUUCCUGAUGACUCAUGUAGCUAUCCUUUGGUUUGCGGAAGAAACUCCAUUUGCUCAACUGAUCAACAAUGUAGCUGUCCCAUAGCAGAGUAUUUUAGACCAGUGGACAAUCGCCAACCCAAACUGGGUUGCUCUGAAAUCACUCCUCUCUCAUGUAGUUCUACACAAGAUCAACAUUUUAUCACACUCGAGAAGGUCAAGUACUUCACCCCUGCCAACAUUGAAGAGGUGAAUGUGGAGAGAUGCAAACAAGCAUGUCUAAAGAAUUGCUCAUGCAAAGCAGCUUUUUUCCAGUAUUAUUCUGGUGCUCCAAUUGGAAACUGUUUUUUAGCUUCAGAGAUCUUUACAAUGGAGGCUGAUGAUUCAUAUUAUAAUGGUUCAGCUUUCAUAAAAGUACAGAAUGUUAGAUCACAUCAUUUAGCAACAAUUUUAGGCUCUACUAUUGGAAGUUUUGUGCUUCUGCUUGUUGUGGCUACGGGGUUUGUUACGUACAAAGUCCACAAGCACAAAAGGGAUGCUGAAAUGGAGGAAGACUAUUUAGAUCAAUUUCCUGGAAUCCCGAAUCGGUUUUCUUACGAAGAACUGAAAACCGCCACAGAGAGUUUUAGUAAAAAGCUUGGCGAAGGAGGAUAUGGAUCGGUUUUUGAAGGGAGUCUUGAAGAUGGGUCGAAGAUUGCUGUAAAAUGCCUUGAAGGUCUUUCACACAUUAAGAAAUCAUUCCUAGCCGAGGUUGAAUCCAUUGGCAGCAUUCACCAUGUGAACCUGGUCAGACUUAGGGGUUUCUGUACAUGGAAAUCACAACGUUUUCUUGUGUAUGACUACAUGAGUAAUGGGUCAUUAGAUAAGUGGAUCUACCAUAGAGUUCGGGAGCAAAUACUUGAAUGGGAAUGCAUAAAGAAAAUUAUUCUUGACAUAGCCAGAGGUUUAGCAUAUCUCCAUGAAGAAUGUAGGCAAAAGAUUGUGCAUCUUGAUAUUAAACCUCAAAACAUACUUCUUGACAAAGAUUUCAAUGCCAAAGUAUCUGAUUUUGGGUUAUCUAAGCUCAUUGACAAAAGUCAAACUGAAGUGAUGACUACCAUAAAAGGAACACGUGGCUAUAUGGCUCCAGAGUGGCGGACCACAAAUAUCAUCACUGAAAAGUUGGAUGUAUACAGCUUUGGGGUCGUAAUCUUGGAGAUGUUAUGUGGAAGGAAAGUUUUUGAUAGAUCUCUGCCAGAAGAAAGUUGGUACUUGCUCUCUAUGUUUGAGGAAUGCUGGGAGCAAGGAACUUUGCUAGAUAUGGUUGAUAGACACAAUGAAGAUAUGCUGCAGGAACACAAUACAGAAGUUGUGGAGAUGAUGAAAGUGGCUGCAUGGUGUUUACAAACAAACUUUAAGAGAAGACCUUCAAUGUCGUCGGUGGUUAAGGUGUUAGAAGGAGUGAUGCACGUUGAAUCGAACUUGGAUUACAACUUCACAGAUCCAAGAAUUCAGGAAACAGAAGUUGGAGAUGAGAGUGAAUUCACAUUAUUGUCAUCAUCUCUUCUCUCGGGGCCAAGAUAAGUAACCAUGAGGUUCUUGUGGAUCAUUUAUGUUCCAUUAUCAACUGAAAUGAUGGUUAAAAAUAUUUAUUUAUAGAUACUGGUGUCGUUCUAAUACAUAUAUAUACACACACGCGCACGGAUGGUAUCCUUCUCU
Messenger RNA from Helianthus annuus (common sunflower), 2426 nucleotides. RefSeq names its product G-type lectin S-receptor-like serine/threonine-protein kinase SD2-5. The record is from RefSeq and is a predicted model, not a curated record. Gene Ontology annotation, molecular function: ATP binding; protein kinase activity. The transcript has 3 exons. Gene Ontology annotation, biological process: protein phosphorylation. Bases 1098 to 2291 code for a protein of 397 amino acids. NCBI's taxonomy places the organism in Eukaryota, Viridiplantae, Streptophyta, Magnoliopsida, Asterales, Asteraceae.